AUGAAGAACAUCGCUAUCGCUUCUCUACUCGUUGCUUCGGCUUCAGCUUUCCCUUGGGUUGUUGACCAACCUGGAGUUGACAGCUCCCUUCUUGGUGAGGGUCGCAAGGUCAGACGUCAACAAGCUGGUGGAAACCAGAAGGGUGGUGCUGCAAGCUGCCCUUUCAACGCAAACCACCAAGGUGCUGCACCUUACAACGACAAGUAUCCAUACAACGGUGCCAAGAACGGUGCUCCUGGAAAGGGCAUCGGUGGCUACCAGGUUCCUGCUCCUGGUGACACUGCCCAUCAGUAUGUCGCUCCUGGAGCCAAUGAUAUUCGUGGACCUUGCCCCGGCUUGAACGCAGCUGCCAACCACAACUUCUUGUCUCACGACGGUAUUACCACAUUCAACGAGCUUGUCGAUGCUCAACAGAACCUUUACAACGUUGGCUACGAUUUGGCCACACUUCUCGCCGCACUUGGUCUCACCCUCACCGAUGGUGAUCUUGUCACCGAGAAGCUCUCCAUUGGAUGCGAUGCCACUAGUAGAACCUCUUUCAGUCCCCUCCUUACUGGAUCUGAACCUGGUCUCGACGGCCACAACAAAUUCGAAGCCGACUCUUCGCUCACCAGAAACGACUACUUCCUUGCGGAUGGAGACAACUACUCUUUCAACGGCACCCUCUUCGGCAUGAUGCAGGACACUUGCCAGGGCAACUUCAACCGCGAGAACCUCUCCAAGUACCGCCUGCAGCGCUACGAGCAAUCUCGUGCCGAGAACCCAAACUUCUUCUUCGGUCCCCUGACCCUCCUGCUCUACGGAGCCUCUUCCUUCCUCUACACUCUCAUGCCCAAUGGAAACCACAACUACGCUCCCGACCUUGAAACCAUCUCUACCUUCUUCGGUGCUCAGCAGAAGUCCGACGGUACUUGGGAGUUCAACGGCGGCGAACGCAUUCCUGACAACUGGACCAACCGCGUCACCCCUUACUCCAACCUCGACGUUACCACUGAGAUUCUUGCCCAAUACCUUGAGAACCCUGUUCUCUUCGGUGGCAACACUGCCAAUGACACUUUUGACCUGAUCAACUUCGGCUCCAUCAAGGACGGAAAGAUAGAGGCUGGUCUGAGUGGCACCAACACUGCUUGUCUGUUGUACCAGCUCGUUACCGGACAGGUGCCUUCAUACCUUAACAGCGUUCUUACACCCACUGUUGAUGCUCUCAACUUUAUCACCAGCAAGGUCGCACCUGCCUACAACAACCUCGGAUGCCCUCUGGCUCUUACCUAA
Molecule: messenger RNA, 1272 nt
Organism: Aureobasidium pullulans EXF-150
Lineage: Eukaryota; Fungi; Ascomycota; Dothideomycetes; Dothideales; Saccotheciaceae
Product: Cloroperoxidase
Exons: 2
Coding region: 1-1272 (423 amino acids)
Molecular function (GO): peroxidase activity
Source: RefSeq, a predicted model, not a curated record